AUGGUGUUUUCAUAUGACCUGAAUCUCCACAAAGUGACGGAGCUCAGAAGGUGCCUGAGUUUGCAACAUGGGAACCAGUACCAGAGGACCAACUACCCCGGUAAUGUGCUCAUUACUGGGUUUUUUUUAAGUGAUGGUGAAUUGUACACAUUUCUUACCAACACCUCUUUGAUUUUGCAGCCCACACGAAUCCCUGCAGACCUCGUGGACAAACUGGAGCGACUGGCCUUGGUGGAUUUCCGGACCAAAGAGGGUCUGGCCUGUUUGGAGAAAGCGAUACGGUUUGCAGAUCAGCUUCAUGUGGUUGACACGUCGGGGAUUGAGCCCAUGGAUUCAGUCCUGGAGGACAGGGUUCUAUACCUGCGGAAUGACACAGUGAUGGAAAGGGACUGUGCUGAGGAACUGCUUCAGCUCUCCGAAAACACAGUGGAAAAGUAUUUUGUGGCUCCACCAGGAAAUAUUCCUUUACCAACGCGAGAGGAGAGGGCAGAGUUACUGAAACACUCAGAGUUCUGAUAUUUGUGGUCUUUUCUUGGAUUUCAUUGAUAUUGUUUUUUUAAUUUGGAGAAUGGAUGUGUCUUCCGAAGAAUUGCAAUAUCUGAUCAACUGACUAAGAAAAAGACUUGAACAGUGUGCUGCUUAUCUGCAGCCAAUAACAGCUAUCAAAUAGCUUUAUCAGAUAUAUAAAGUACAGUGCAUGUUCUGGAACAGGAAAAAUAAAAAGCUGCUGGUCACUUA
Messenger RNA from Platichthys flesus (European flounder), 738 nucleotides. RefSeq names its product glutamyl-tRNA(Gln) amidotransferase subunit C, mitochondrial-like. NCBI's taxonomy places the organism in Eukaryota, Metazoa, Chordata, Actinopteri, Pleuronectiformes, Pleuronectidae. The coding region runs from base 1 to 516 and encodes 171 amino acids. Gene Ontology annotation, molecular function: glutaminyl-tRNA synthase (glutamine-hydrolyzing) activity. Gene Ontology annotation, cellular component: mitochondrion; glutamyl-tRNA(Gln) amidotransferase complex. Gene Ontology annotation, biological process: regulation of translational fidelity; mitochondrial translation; glutaminyl-tRNAGln biosynthesis via transamidation. The record is from RefSeq and is a predicted model, not a curated record. The transcript is spliced from 6 exons.